Molecule: messenger RNA, 1815 nt
Organism: Myotis myotis
Lineage: Eukaryota; Metazoa; Chordata; Mammalia; Chiroptera; Vespertilionidae
Gene: CUNH1orf52
Product: chromosome unknown C1orf52 homolog
Exons: 3
Coding region: 62-601 (179 amino acids)
Source: RefSeq, a predicted model, not a curated record
GGGGGCGGGGCCUGUGACCGCUUCCGGCUUCCGGAAGCCUCGGUCGCCGCGCGUCGCCGUCAUGGCAGCCGAGGAGAAGGACCCCCUGAGCUACUUCGCAGCGUACGGGAGCAGCAGCUCAGGCUCCUCGGACGAGGAGGACAGCAGCGAGCCGGAGGAGACGAGGCGCGGGGCUCCGGACCCGGCCCAGUCGGCGGGCGGCCGUGGGAACAAGAAGCUGCCGGGCCCCGACGAGCUGUUCCGGAGCGUGACGCGCCCGGCCUUCCUCUACAAUCCGCUCAACAAGCAGAUCGACUGGGAGAGGCACGUCGUCAAGGCGCCCGAGGAGCCGCCGAAGGAGUUCAGAGUCUGGAAGUCCAACUGCGUGCCGCCCCCGGAGACCUACGCGGCGGAGAAGAAGCCGCCGCCGCCCGAGCUGGACAUGGCCAUCAAGUGGUCCAACAUCUACGAGGACAACGGCGACGACGCCCCGCAGAGCGUCCGGAAGGCCCGGCUGCUGCCGGACGGGGAGGAGACGGUGGAGUCGGAUGAUGAAAAAGAUGAGCAUACUUCUAAAAAGCGCAAAAUAGAACCAGGAGAACCAACAAAGAAGAAAAAGUAGAAAACAACAAAUGACAGAUUUUGAACUGCGAAACUUCUUGAUGAAAUGGUUUUUUGGGCAGAUAAGUUGAUAUUGUAAAAUAUGAAAUAUCAUCUCCAUGAAAGUACCUGUUAAUAAGUUUUGCUGCAGGAACUUUCCACUGUAAAAUUCACUUUUUUUUAAUUUAAAACUUGUAUGUAUUUAAAACUCAAAUGGUGACUUGUGAUUGUGAAGUUGACAACACUUAGAAGCAUUCUUGCUUUCACAGAACUGGUGACAUGCUUUGAGAUUUCUGUCAGAUGUUGACAUGCCAAUGUUCUAUGAACCUUUUAUAAAGGAAUGUAUUUUUAAAGUAAAUAUAAUGUAAUGUACUGUGAACUUGUAGGGUGCUUUUCAACAGUGUUUGUACAGUGUAAAUAGAUCAUGGAAAUAAAAUUACUUAUUCAAUAGUACUAUUACUGCAUUACAUUAACAUUUGAAUAUUUAUGACAGAUACUCUCUUUGCCAUGUGAUGUUAAUAGUAGGUAUUACCAUUUAGGGAUUUCCUCCUGUGUUCCAGGUGCUUUGUACAUACAUUAUCUGUGAUCCUCAAACAGCCUCGUAAAACAGGUAUUAGUAGCCUUAUUGUAUAAUAAAGAGUAACAUCCAAGGUUACACAGCUAGUGAGCAGUGAAUUUGGGAUUUAACUCAUGACACUUGAGCUCUAAAAUCAUCAUGCUAAACCAUCUAUCCGCCAAUCAAAAUUUAGGAACUGUGAUUGGCAUCUUUUCCAGGUACCUUUCUGUGGUAGGUAGUGGAGAUCCUCUCCUCACCUGAUUGUAUUGCACGUAUCAUAUAUGUCUUAUAUUGUGAAAAUUCAUUGAUUUCCCUGUUACAUAGUAAGUUUGCUGAAUACAAAGAGUUGCCAGAUGUCAAAAAUAAAAAUACAGGACACACAGUUAAGUUUGAAUGUUACAUAAACAACAAAUAAUGUUUUAGUAUGUGUAAUAUUUAAAACCUAUUUAUACUGAAAAUUUGUUUACCUGAAAAUCAAAUUUAACUGGGUGUCUUAUAAUUUAUCUGCCAACCCUACUUGUACAUGUUUUCUCUACCCAGCUCCUAUUUUAAUGCUUGUAUAUAGUAAUAAUCAAGAAAACAAGAUUGUAGUCAGGAAGAUAAUAUUUUAUUUGACAUAUAUGGUCAAAUGUAGUGCUGUUAUUUGUAACAUUUUGAACAAUAAAAGGAAAAACACUGCA